AUCAGCUGAUAUUUUACAUAUAGCCAGUUGUUCACACUGUUCUACCACAGUGUAUUCCAUGGAUUACAAGAGGAUGUAGUUGAUUUAGCCAGGGGCCCGAAAGGAAAGUAUGGAAACAUGCAAUAGAACGGUUGAAGACUAGUCUCCAGCAUUCCAUAACUGUGAUGGAAAUCUGGUCACCUGAAACUCAUUAGUUGACGACAUGGGUGAUUUAAAAGAGAAACCAAAGAUUAAGGGACUGAAGAAACUGCUUCCAUACAGGAACUAUACCACAGAACAAGAGACUUGCCCAGUCGAUGACCAGGGGUUCAUUUCAUAUAUAAGCAGUAGCUUUCUCAAUGGCCUGGUGUUUAAAUCUUACAGACGACCAGAAGAUGUUAAAAUAUCAUGGAAAUGCCCAAAACUGGAAACUGCAAAUUAUAAUCUUAAAAGAUUUCAUAGUCUUUGGCACAAUGAAGUGAAGCGGAAGGGAGAUGAUGCAUCCUUGGUGAAUGUAUUUUUCAAUAUGGUUCGAGUUCAGUUCAUAUUGGCUUUAUUUGCUUCAAUAAUAUACCAAGCUGCAUGUUUCAUAGGACCGGCGUAUGUUGUUCGAAGAAUAUUGGAGCAUAAGGCGGAGGCAGGGACAUCAGAUUGGCGGACAGGACUGUACCUGAGUUUGGGUUUUAUCACAGUCGAAAUACUGAAAGUGUUUGGUUUGAUGACGCUUAAGGUAGCUGACAUACGAGCAGGAACUAGACUCCGGGCGGUUGUGCAGGCAAUAUUGUAUGAAAAAAUACUAAGGACGCAGAGUAUUGGAAAUGAAAAUUCAGGAAAGAUCAUAAGCUUAUUUGCAAACGAUGCUGCAAGAUUGGCAUACCUAAUAUUUUUCGUCGCCUCACUAAUUGCCGGAUGUGUUGCAUUUGUUGUUUUGGCUGUCUACAGUGUCAUUUACUUGGGUCCUUGGUCCCUGCUGGGCAUUAUUGUAUUUUUAUCAAACGUACCAAUUCAGAUAGGGCUAGGUAAGGUUAUGGCGACAUUCAGAAUGAGAGCAAUUACUGUUACAGAUAGUCGGGUUCGUUUGAUAUCAGAGCUAUUGAAGAGUAUCCGGCUGGUUAAAAUGUUUGCCUGGGAAACAUCCUUCAUCCAAAAACUAAAUGAUCUCAGAACUAGAGAAAUCCAUUGGAUAGCUUUAUCGAUGGUAUUCUAUUUGUUUGGGUUGGCCCUCGGUCCACUUUUACCGAUGUUUUCAACUGGUGUCAUAUUCCUUGUGAAAAUUUGGACCAAUUUUCCCCUGUCUGCGCCCGAAGCAUUCUCUAUUCUUUCGGCGAUCGUAUCAAUGAGAGGAGCAAUGGCAGAGCUACCCUACUCUAUGAAGAUAUUAGCCGAGUUAACCGUUUCAUUAAAACGUUUUAAGGCUCUUAUGGCAUUGCCAGACACAAAACAAAACAAAAGACAACCAAACAAUCCAGAAUGUGACAUUGAGAUCAACAAUGCAACAUUCCAAUGGCCAAGCAUGUGUGAUGCAACAGAUGAAGAACUGCCAGAAAUUAUAAGUAUGAAGAAACAAAAUGGCGAUAAAAAUUGUCAUGAUGACGAAAGAACCAAAAUUAAACAUGAUGUGAAAGAUCAACCGGUAUCGAGUGCCGCUAUACUAUCAGAUAUAAACCUCGCAAUUAACAAGGGUAGUUUGACAGGAAUAUGUGGUCCGAUUGGCUCCGGGAAGAGUACUCUGCUUUACUCCAUUAUGUAUAGGACAGAAGUGGUGUCUGGGGAGCUUUUUUGUAAUGAGAGCGUCACGUAUGUUCCUCAACAACCAUGGAUCAUGAAUACAACGAUGAGGGAAAAUGUGACAUUUGGUUCACCAUAUAACAAACUAUGGUAUGACCAGGUCAUCGAUGCAUGCGCUCUCCUCCAAGACAUUGAGGCUAUGCCGAAUGGGGAUAGAACAGAGAUAGGUGAAAGAGGUGUGACUUUGAGUGGUGGUCAGAAGGUGCGACUGUGCCUUGCAAGAGCAGUGUACAGCAACAAAGACAUAUAUCUGUUGGAUGACUGCCUCUCUGCCGUCGACGUCCGUGUUGGUCAGCAUAUAUUUAGGGAGUGUAUACAGAAUAUCCUCGGUAAUAAAACCGUGGUGUUUGUAACACAUCAGCUUCAGUAUUUAAAAGAUACCGGGCAUAUUCUUGUGAUGGAUCACGGACGGAUUAUUGAGCAGGGAUCCCAUUCUCAGUUGAUAGAGUCGGAUAGUACUUACUCAAGUCUAUUUCGAAUGUACUGCAACGAAACGACAAGUGAGAAAGAUAAUAACAGUCACAAAGAUGAAAAUACAGAGGAACAAGAGAAGGAAACAAAUCGAGAAGAAAAUCAUUAUGACACGAGUGAUAAAUCGGAUAAUCUAAUGGUUGAUGAAGAGAGGGGGAUUGGCAGAGUUUCCUGGAGUGCUUACCGAUUGUACAUAAACAAGGCUGGUGGAAUAUGCUUAGCUAUCAUCCUGAUAAUGAUAUUUCUUCUCCAUUCCUGCAACCUUGUGUUUACGAGUUGGUGGCUUUCCUAUUGGAUAAAUCAAGGCGAUGGGCAGAACCCGAUUCAACAUGCCAAUAUUACAUUUGAAUACGCUGGGUCUGUGGCAAAUACAACGUUCACUCUCUCGCGAAAGGAAGGCAAUAUUUUGGAAAAUCCAAAAUUAAAUUUUUACAUGGGUACUUAUGGUGUGGCAGUUUUAGCAACUUUACUGAUUGCUAUUAUCAAGACAAUAAUAUUUAUUAAGGUCAGCUGUAGAGCAGCCACAAACUUACAUUCUUCGAUGUUGACCAAAGUUAUGUUCAGUCCAAUGUCGUUCUUUGAUACAAAUCCUACAGGACGUAUCCUAAAUCGCUUUUCUACAGACGUAGAUGAAGUUGACAAUCAAAUACCGAAAUUGAAGUUCGACAUACUUGACACGUUAUUCCAUGGAUUUGUUUAUCUUGUAAUGAUUUGUGUUGUGAUACCAUGGGCACUUAUUGGAAUAGUACCAACGAUAACGAUCCUAUGGGUCAUAACUAUGAUGGGUGGAAGCGCUGUGAGGGAAUUAAAGAGAUGUGAGAACUUAAGACGGUCUCCACUCUUUGCACAUUUGAGUAACACUAUACAAGGGCUUCAGGAAGUACAAACGUAUGGAAAAGAGGAGAUGUUCAAAUCAAAGUUUUCAAAGAUGUUGGACGAUCACACAUUGAGUGUACUGUUAGUAAGACUUGGAGCAGUAUGGGUGACUUGUAGAGGGCGUGUCCUCCUGUCAUCUUUAAGUAUAAUCACUGCUUUACUUGUCAUCUUUACACCAAUGCCUGUUACAUUUGGAGGGCUUGUAUUUGCAAUGAUAUUUUCACUGAAUACUGGCUUUGUCUACGCCGUCACCUCAGUAGUGGACUUGGAAGCAUUCUACAUUGCAAUAGAACGCUUUGAAUAUUACAUAUGUCACUUGGUUUCUGAACAGCAUAUCAUUAGGAAGGACACGCAGGUCCAACCAGAGAAAAACUGGCCAAGUUGCGGCAAAAUCAAGUUUGACUCCGUAUCACUGAAAUACAGACCAGGGCUUCCAGAUGUUUUGAAAAAAAUUAGCUUUGAUAUUCUAUCUCAGGAAAAAAUAGGAAUAGUUGGCCGAACCGGUGCAGAUUCAACUUGGAUCCAUUUGACGAACAUUCGGACGAAGAACUCUGGUCUGCCCUUGGCCAAUGUCAUAUUAAACCAUUGAUAUUAUCAUUACAUGGACAACU
Messenger RNA from Owenia fusiformis, 3725 nucleotides. The record is from the annotation of a GenBank genome assembly. Lineage: Eukaryota; Metazoa; Annelida; Polychaeta; Sabellida; Oweniidae.